GGCAGCCGAGAGGGCCGGGCCGGGGCGGAGAUCCUGGGGGCCGGCCGCCCCACCGCGCCCCACCCCUCCAGCCGGGCGGACGCCCCAACCCGGCCGCCCGCUCGCCUCGGCGCAGAGCCGCUCCGGCCGCCGCUGGGCACAGCCGCCUCCCCGCGCGCCCCGGAGGUCGACCCUGCGGGGUGGUUGUGCGGGAGCGACGCUCGGGCGCGGCACUCCCUCCCUCGCUCCGAGCCAGCAUGCGGCCGCGGGAUGGCUGAGUCCGGCCGCCGCGGCGCUCCAUGCGCGCCGGCGGGGAUGGGCGGGCGCCGCCUGCAGCUGCUGCUGCUGCUGCCGCUGCUAUUGCUGGGCUCCGUCGGCAGCCUCCCCGCUGCCCGCCCGCCCGGCUCGACGGCGGCGCCGACAGAUUACUUACGAACUGAACCGGAUUUCCUUGAAGAACUGGUGUUUGGAAAUGGAGAUACCAUUGAGCUUCCUUGUAACGUUCCUGGGUCUUCUGUGUCUGUCUCCUGGUAUAAAGAUGGCAUUGUGAUAUCGCCUACUAACCGAACUCAUGUUGGUCAGAAACUGUUGAGGAUUAUCAAUGUGUCCUACGAUGACGCAGGCCUGUAUAGUUGUAAGAUGAGGCACUCCCUUGAAAUGCUGAGGAACUUCACAGUUAGGGUAACUGAUCCUCCAUCAUCGGGCGAUGAUGAAGAUGAUGAUGAUGAAUCUGAAGACAGAGCUGCCCCUUCCUGGACUCGUCGGGAAAGGAUGGAACGGAAACUUCUGGCAGUACCGGCUGCAAACACAGUUCGCUUUCGCUGCCCGGCGGCAGGCCACCCCCCUCCUUCCAUACACUGGUUGAAAAAUGGCAGAGAAUUCAAAGGAGAGCACCGGAUUGGGGGCAUCAAGCUGCGGCAUCUGCAGUGGAGCCUCGUCAUGGAAAGCGUGGUCCCGUCUGAUCGAGGCAACUACACCUGUGUGGUUCAGAAUAAAUAUGGCCGCAUUCAGCAUACGUACCAACUCGAUGUUCUUGAGAGAUCACCCCAUCGUCCCAUUCUCCAGGCUGGGCUGCCCGCCAACCAGACUGUGGUGGUUGGGAGUGAUGUGGAAUUUCACUGCAAGGUGUACAGCGAUGCUCAGCCCCACAUCCAGUGGCUGAAACAUGUGGAAGUGAAUGGCAGCAAAUAUGGGCCUGACGGGACUCCUUAUGUCACAGUUCUGAAGACAGCAGGUGUUAACACAACGGAUAAGGAGCUAGAAAUUCUAUACUUGCACAAUGUUACUUUUGAUGACGCUGGGGAAUAUACUUGUCUUGCUGGGAAUUCUAUUGGGUAUACGCACCAUUCUGCUUGGCUGACGAUAUUACCAGCAGAAGAGCGCAUGGCCGUGGAUGACUCCGCCUCCCUUUACGCUGGCAUCCUGAGCUAUGGGACUGGUUUUGUCCUUUUCAUACUGGUGGCAGCGGUGGUGAUUAUUUAUCGGAUUAAGCGGCCCACCAAAAAAGCCAUGAACGCCACCACCAUUCAGAAAGUCUCCAAAUUCCCGCUCAAGAGACAGGUGUCUUUGGAAUCUAAUUCUUCCAUGAAUUCCAACACUCCACUGGUCAGGGUCGCCCGUCUGUCCUCCAGUGAUGGUCCAAUGCUGGCUCACGUUUCCGAGCUCGAGCUGCCCGCUGACCCCAAGUGGGAGCUGGCGAGAUCACGCCUGACGCUCGGGAAGCCCCUGGGUGAAGGCUGCUUUGGUCAAGUUGUGAUGGCAGAAGCUGUUGGGAUCGAUAAGGAGAAAUCAAACAAACCAGUAACCGUAGCUGUCAAGAUGCUUAAAGGUGACAACGGCUUCUACUCUUCUUGUCCCGCAUCCUUUCUCACGCACUGUCUGAAGGCUGUGAGGAGGAGGAGGCCGGAGUGGGAACGGGAGCGGCUGGGAGGGGGCUCUUCAGAGGUGCUCACGCAAACCCCCCCUGCCCUCACGCAAAACUCACACGGCAUCUCCCCCAGGACCCGCGGAGUCCCCAAAAGCAGAGGGCAACCUGCAGGGGUCAAUCUUGCCGUGCUGGGGGGACGGGGGACUGCUCUCUGCCCCGGGGGCUAUUGGGUGGUGCCUUUCUGCUUCCAAAAGAGGCAUCACCAACUACCUGCAUUCCCACAGAUCUGCUGCGGCGCUCCCGCGGUGUGCACAUUUUUAGACACAGACCACUUGCAAAAGAUUGUUAUUCGAAUGAGUUUAUGUGAUCUGCCAGCUCAGUCGCAUUGA
Messenger RNA from Sphaerodactylus townsendi, 2235 nucleotides. Its product is annotated as fibroblast growth factor receptor 3-like. The record is from RefSeq and is a predicted model, not a curated record. NCBI's taxonomy places the organism in Eukaryota, Metazoa, Chordata, Lepidosauria, Squamata, Sphaerodactylidae. The transcript is spliced from 11 exons. Gene Ontology annotation, molecular function: fibroblast growth factor receptor activity; fibroblast growth factor binding. Gene Ontology annotation, cellular component: plasma membrane. The coding region runs from base 250 to 2235 and encodes 661 amino acids.